UAUUAGAGUAAUGUUACCACAGAUACUGGUAAACAAAGCACACUAAUGGCAGGACAAGAGGACACGAGGAGAGGUGGAGAGCCCGAAGAGAGCCCGCUACUGGCUUACUUGGUCUUCAUUAAGAUGGAGGAGGUGACAAACAAACUGAAGUUACUCAACUAUGAGCAAGAAUUCUGUAAACGACUCAGAUUGAAGCCAUUCUCAAAGCAUUAUUUUGCUGAGUCAACAAAUCCUGGAGAGCAGUUUCAUACGUUCUCUAACCUGUCUGUGUGGCUUAUCAACCACCGAGGCAGUAACCUUGACCAGCCACAAGAGUAUGAUGACCCCAAUGCUACUGUGGCCACCAUCAUAUCAGAGGCCAAGCAAAUGGGGGUGGCUGUGGACUUUGCCCCUGGUAAACUUAAGAGUGGAGCAGGUGAACAGGUUGUGGACAUACUGGACGGUCUGACUAGUAAAGCAAUGGAGGCCUCCGGAUUCUCUUGGAAAAGACCUGUGUACCAUGAUGAGAGCCAAGAGGCGGAGGUGAUACAGGAGGAGACCUCUGAACUGAAUCUGUCUCGCCUAGAGGAAGAGUUUGCUGGUGAUGGUGAGGCGGCUGACAGUGACGACGAUGGACCUGUAUAUCUGGAUCUGACUGGGCUACAGACUGGGGCUAACAGUGAGGGGCGGCUAGGAGAGGCACUAGAGGCUACAGUAGAUGCCAAGGAAUGGAGACUGGAGGUGGAGAGGGUUAUGCCUUCAUUGAAGGUCCAUGUGCGACAGGACAAUAGAGAUUGGAGAGCCCAUUAUGAGCAGAUGCAUGCCCACAAGGAAGGUAUAGAGUCUACCCUCUCUGAGACAAAGGUCUACUUAGACAAGCUGCACCAGGAGAUCAGUAAAACACUUGAAAAGAUUGGCUCCAGAGAAAAGUACAUCAACAAUCAGUUGGAGGGUCCUGUUCAAACGUUCAGGAGUAGUCAGGACAGACUCUCUGAAAUAAGGGAAAAAUACAAGACAGCCAGCACCAGUGUCAAUGAACUGGCCAGGGAAUUGGCUCAAGUGAGUGAGGAGUUGGAGGUUAUAAAGGCAGAGAUGGAUGAGAAGGGUACAAGCAUGACUGAUUCAGGGCCACUGGUCAAGAUCAAGCAGUCCCUCACUCGACUCAAGGCUGAGAGCACUCAGAUGGAGGUCCGACUGGGUGUGGUUGAGCAUACCUUGCUAGAGGCCAAGUUCAAGAACAAGACUGCUAUUAAACAACAAAUGAACGCUACACUAGUGGACAAUAUGUUCUGAAAUGCAUCACCCUCAUAUACAGUUGUCAUGUAUCUAUAAUAUCUAUGUUGAAUAAUAUUAUUGUUUGAGUAAUAAGUUGAAAAUC
This is a messenger RNA of Halichondria panicea, 1357 nucleotides long. Its product is annotated as intraflagellar transport protein 57 homolog. Gene Ontology annotation, biological process: intraciliary transport; non-motile cilium assembly. NCBI's taxonomy places the organism in Eukaryota, Metazoa, Porifera, Demospongiae, Suberitida, Halichondriidae. The transcript is spliced from 10 exons. The record is from RefSeq and is a predicted model, not a curated record. Gene Ontology annotation, cellular component: cilium; Golgi apparatus; intraciliary transport particle B. The coding region runs from base 46 to 1272 and encodes 408 amino acids.